Messenger RNA from Penicillium verhagenii, 258 nucleotides. RefSeq lists its product as uncharacterized. The transcript has a single exon. Bases 1 to 258 code for a protein of 85 amino acids. NCBI's taxonomy places the organism in Eukaryota, Fungi, Ascomycota, Eurotiomycetes, Eurotiales, Aspergillaceae. The record is from RefSeq and is a predicted model, not a curated record.
AUGGAUCCACCACAACCUUUGGUUCAACUACUACCUGCAAGCUCGGGAAAUUCCCAAGCUCCCAGUCAGUCCCAAGUCAAUCAGAAUGCCGAUCCACUUCUGAAUAUUGACACCACUGUAGUGGAAUUAGACAUGGGUGCCGCCCAGCAAACUCCAACUCCGACAUUGCAAGCUUCUGAACAUAUUGCUCUGCCUGACGUGCAACCAGAUCCUCCCAUCCUUGUAAAAAAGAAUACCGGACCAAAUUUCCUGGAGUAA